AAAGCGCCACCCGCGCUGCCCCCAUUGACGCCUUCCUCCUCAGCAGGAUCCACUCCUGCAACCAGCCAGCAACCCCCUCCCAGGCACACCGACCAUACUGCUAGUACUGCCUGCACCUCACCAGCGAAGCUCCAUACUGAUAGAAUGUCCUGAGCGAGUGAGGCUGCGGUCCGCUCCACUGGCCAGCUCCGUUUCUUGCUUCCCGCUCGGCCUUCCUUGUUCCUGGUCAUGGUGUCUUGACUGAGGAGCUAGCAAUGCAUCCCUGUGGCCUGUGGUUCCUGGAGAAUUGCAUAGCUUGAUCAACCAGGUUAAGCUGACACUGCUGCUUCCAGGAAAGUUGUUGUUGAUUGUUAUCACACAAGGGAGGAGCUGAAGAAGCAGGCAUCAAGGGAACAAUGGCUGAAAUGGAAGAAGCUCUGAGAUCCUGCAUGGAGCGGCUGGUCAUUGCCCGAGAAGAGCGGGAGCAGAUCAUCGUGGAGGCGGCCAACGAGAUAUCGUCCGAGAAGAAGAAAGUGCGCGAGCUCCAGCAGAAGCUGGAGGACGCGAGCAAGAAGGCCGCGAAGCUCGCCGCCGAGAACAACAGCCUCCGCAAGGCCGUCGACGCCAAGGACGCGCUGAUCGGGGAGCUGCGGGAGUCCGAGGCGGCCGCGGGCGGCAAGCUUGCCGACGCGACGGCGAGGCUGGAGUCGGCGCAGAAGCAGGCCGGGUCGCUGCAGUACGAGGUGCGCAUGCUGCAGAAGGAGCUGGAGGUCCGGGGCCAGGAGCGGGAGUACGACCUCAAGUCCGUCGACGCCGCGCGCCGGCAGCAGGCCGAGCACCUGAAGCGGAUCGCGCAGCUGGAGGCCGAGUGCCUGCGGCUGCGCGGCAUGGUCCGCAAGCGGCUGCCCGGGCCGGCGGCGAUCGCCAAGAUGAGGGAUGAGGUCGAGCAGCAGGCCCCCACCGCCAGCCCGAGGCGGCCGCGCCCCGCGACGCCCUCCUCGCCGCGGUCGGGCGCGCCGUUCUCGCCGCGGACGCCGUCGCCGUCGCCGCGGCGCUCGGUGUCGGACGCCGAGGGCUACGCGUUCAAGCUCCGCUCCGUCGAGGACGAGAACAGGGCGCUGAAGCAGGAGCUCGCCAAGAGGGAGAGCGAGCUGCAGUUCGUGCAGAUGAAGUACGCCGACGAGGCCUGCAAGCUGACGGUGGUGCAGAGGCAACUCAAGGAGCUGACAGAGGAGAACAAACAGCUGAGCGACGCUAACUGUCAAUCGGAGUCUUGGGCCUCGGCUCUGAUUUCUGAAUUGGAGCAGUUCAGGGCUGCCAGCCAGAACGGUGUAUCCAUCAUGGCAUCAUCUGAGAUGAACUUGCUCCAUGAUUUCGCUGAGAUUGAGAAAAUGGAGAUGGCAUCAGGUGAUCUAAAUGGAAAUGCGGCACCUGCAUCUCUCAAGAAGGCGGAUACGACACCAGUAAAGCCAGAGAAGAACGGCAGUGAUCCUGCAGUGAAUGGUACCAUCCCCAACGGCCAUCCUGAAACUGAAAGAGUUCAUGAUAUUUGGAAUCUGGUAGUGCAUAAGCAUGAAGCAAGUGGAGAAAGUAUUGAAACCAUCCUUCAGGAGAUUCAGAAUGCAGUCUCUAAUAACAGAGAAGAUUCAGAGGUACCGUAUGACCGGUCUGAAAUUGAGAAGACUGUGAGAGAUCUGAUUGAGAAAAUCACUUCCAUGGUUGGCACAUCUGCAGGGGAUAAUGUUGCAAGAUCAGGACCACUGUCACAUGACAAGUCUGAACUUUGCAGUCGCCUUGAGCACCUGGUUCAGGUGUGUCAUGAUCUACUACAUGGGGAAGCUAACCUUGAAAAGUUCAUUGACGAGGUUUGUCUGAUCCUGAAGUACAUUGUCGGCCAAUACUUAUCGAACCAAGAUCUAGCUGGCACCGUGGAUAGUGAUGAAAAGAAUUUUGAUGAGGGUAAGUCAACAGGUACAGUCACCACAGAAAGUAAUCAGGACAUCCAAAGUGCAAAAUCAUCAGCAGCUCUAGAUAUUCAGAAAGAAGCGCAGGAAGGAACAAACCAGUCAGCUGAAGACCAUAUAAUGGCCAGUGAUCAAGAGAAGCUGGAUGAAGAACUCGCAAUAGUUGUACUUGCUCAGGAUGAUAAUAUCCAGCCUGGCAGAAAAUCAGCCUGCUGUGAUGAGAUAGAAAGUCCUGCUGCUGAGGCAAGUGUGCAACAUUGGGUAGCUCAAGAGGAAAGCCAUUUAGCAACAGACUCAGAAAUCCUCGCAGCAGCUGACAAGCUCGCCGAGUGCCAGGAGACGAUCACGAUCCUAAGCAAGCAGCUGCAGGCUCUGAAGAUCCCAGCAACUUCGUCAGGUCCUCUUCCUCUCGACGGCUCCAUCUGCAACCCCAGGCCGAGCUCGGCCAGGUCCGACUACAAGCCGCAGUCGCUCGCGAGCAUCCUCGCCGAGGAGUUCGUCGCCUACGCCGAGGGCUCCAGGUCUCCUGCUACGCCGACGAGGAGCACGGCACUGGAGCGGAACAACGCUGGCGCUGACGACGAGGAAUCGACGCAGAUCGUCGUCCAUCCGGUGUUCGCCGCCGAGCCGCGGCAGGAAGACGACGCUUCCGCUGACGCGAGGAGGAAGAAGAAGCGGGGUCAGAGUCUGCUGGGCAGGAUCAUGUUCAGGAAGAGAGUGGACGGUGGCUCCUAGGCUGACUGCGCCGAAGCUGAAUCGACAUGGUGGGCGCACUCUGCAACCUGCAGCUGUGCCAUGGAUCCAAGCAGUGCUGCUACGUUUGAUCAGUGAUUUUUGGUGUGCUUUGUUUACCCAUUCCUCAAAAUUUCCUGCUCCCCGAGAGCCAUCUUUUUGGCGCAUAUAUUCUGCUUCAGAGGCGGAUGCUGAUGGCAACAGGCUCUGCCACAUGGUGCGAGCUACGUAUCUGCCUUUUCGUCGUGACGUACAUGGACGGAACUUCUUUGUGUAUUUAUGAAACUCAUGGUUGUAUUUAUCAAAGGCGAGUUCGUUCCUUUUUUUUCCCUUA
Molecule: messenger RNA, 3009 nt
Organism: Panicum hallii
Lineage: Eukaryota; Viridiplantae; Streptophyta; Magnoliopsida; Poales; Poaceae
Product: filament-like plant protein 7
Exons: 4
Coding region: 396-2678 (760 amino acids)
Source: RefSeq, a predicted model, not a curated record